GGAAGUCCUGGUGUUACUGACUUCCUGCCGGGGAAGAACGGAUGCUAACCGGUUGUCAGGUCAUAUUUUACAGCGUGUGGGUCAUUAGUAUUAGUAACGUUGUGUGAUUACGUGAAGCUGCCCGUCUUUGUCUCUGAAAGCUCAGAGUUUUUACGGUAUUUUCUUGAAAACCAGCGCAGUCAUGUCCGGAGCGUUAGCAAGGCUGCUGUUCUACCCGACGUUAGCCUACAAUGUUGUCAUGGAGAAAGUGUCGUCGAGACGGUGGUUUGACCGAGUGGACGAGACGGUCAUCCUCGGAGCGCUGCCGUUCAGGUCCAUGACCAAACAGCUGGUGGAAACGGAAAACGUCCGAGGGGUCAUCACCAUGAACGAGAUGUAUGAGACCAAGUAUUUCUGCAACUCCGCUGAGGAGUGGCAGGCUGCAGGGGUGGAGCAGCUGAGGCUGAGCACCGUCGACCUCACCGGCGUUCCCAGCCUGGAGAACCUGCACCGAGGCGUGGAGUUUGCCCUGCAGCACCGAGAGCGGGGAACCAGCGUGUACGUCCACUGCAAGGCCGGACGCUCCCGCAGCGCCACACUGGCUGCUGCUUACCUCAUUCGGUUACACUGCUGGACUCCAGAGGAAGCCUGUCAGAAGCUGGCGAGUGUUCGACCGCACGUCCUGGUACGCUCUGCUCAGCUGGAGAUGCUGAGGAGAUACCACCAGCAGGUGUGUGGACAGUCGAGCUGAGAGAGCAGCUCAUGGCCUCAGACCUCAUUAUGUUCCUCCAGCAGCUGGAAGCCUGCGCCCUGAGCCUGGAGUGAAGCCACAGUGACGUGACACACAGCCAGUCCUCCGAGUCAUAAUGUGUCUGAAGGAAAUGCCAAACCACUUGUUUGUUUUUUUUUCCUGGCUUUACAUCAGACUCUCACAAGGAAAUGACAAAUUUUAAGCAGUUAAGUCACAAUGUGUCAGUUAAGCCUGGUUUCCCGCUUGUGGUUGAAACGUACUGAUUUUAUAUCAUGACUUUUUGAAUCUCAGAGUCACGUUUAAUGGAAUGGAAACACUUGGAAGCUUUUAAAGUAUCUGAACAGUCACUUCCUUCUGUUUCAGCUAAACAUGCUCUCAGAUUCCCGAAGCAAAUCGACACUUCAGUGCCGUUUGUUUGUCACCGUAAUCAUCAAAACACUCCAGCUGAGCGAAGUGUAUUGUGCUUGUUGCUUUUGGACUGCAGUGGCACAACAAGACGAGAACAUUUCAGUGCAUUUGCUAUGUGCCUCAGAACUGUGAUGUUAAUAAAAUAUUUGUGUGAUAAGUACAUUCUAA
Molecule: messenger RNA, 1306 nt
Organism: Scatophagus argus
Lineage: Eukaryota; Metazoa; Chordata; Actinopteri; Scatophagidae
Gene: ptpmt1
Product: protein tyrosine phosphatase mitochondrial 1
Exons: 4
Coding region: 182-730 (182 amino acids)
Biological process (GO): protein dephosphorylation
Molecular function (GO): protein tyrosine/serine/threonine phosphatase activity; phosphatidylinositol-4,5-bisphosphate 5-phosphatase activity; phosphatidylglycerophosphatase activity
Source: RefSeq, a predicted model, not a curated record